Coregonus sp. 'balchen' is the source of this 31889-nucleotide messenger RNA. The record is from the annotation of a GenBank genome assembly. NCBI's taxonomy places the organism in Eukaryota, Metazoa, Chordata, Actinopteri, Salmoniformes, Salmonidae.
UUCCAUUACGCUAGACAAGUCUUCCUAUGUGCUGUCUAGACCCGGUCAGACAGGCGGCUGGUGUGUCUAUAAUCAUUAUUUCUAUGCUCUUGCCAUUUUCUUAAGUGGAAUUUUUUCUAGGUUACACAACGGCAGUAGUCUACUUGAAUAAGUCACGGAUUUUGACUCAGAAGGACAAAGUCGUCCAUUUGGAGCGCUUAUUCGGGACACAAGAUCAACCAGAUCUCUUUAACCUAUUUUUGAAGACUGUAAAGUUGGUCGUUCAAUAUGCUUUUGGGCAAAGUGAGCUUGACUCCUGCUUUGUGCACAGCACUUCGUAUCUCCCCUGCCUUUUCGGGGUAAGUAAAUACAUUUUAACUGACAAAACAGCUUUAAAAUUAUUUAUUUAUAUACAUUCAAUGAUUUACAUUUCAUAUUUCUAUUCGUGUAGGGUUCAGAAGCAGAUCCGAGCAGCCGCCGCGCAGAAUGCCCGCCUCUAUGCUUCUUCUCAGGCCGCGGAGGUAGGCAAUGUAAGGACAGGGCGCUGUCAUAAGAUAGAACGUUCACAGCCACGUACUCGUUUUCCCGGUAAAAUUGUAAACAUUGUAUGAAUGAUCAAACAUUUUAACAGUGAUAAUUCUAUACAGGAGCGUUUAUGUUGCCAGUCUUGACAGCUCAUAGGUAAUGCCUCCAGGUGUUGAAACAAACGAUUCUGAGUCAUAUAAUGUUGUAUUAAUAAAAUGUUAUCCAAAUUAGAUAAUCAAUAAAGUGUUGUAACUGAUAAAAGGAUGACAUUGCUUCCAGCGGAGGUAACCUAUGUGCAUCUACCAUAUCCAUCAGGAUAUGUAAUGGCAUCGAGAAGUGGGGGAAAGUUCACCGUGGACCCACGUGACUCCAAAGUAGGCUAUAGGUGGUGGUGGUGGUGGUGGUGCUGCUGAGUUCUAUUUCCAUUCAAUGAUAGACAGGGGACAGCAGGGCACACAGUACAUGUGUCUGACCAUUGACCAUGUCAAUAGGGUACCACAGUAUGAGUCAUAAUAACCAUAAAACCUAGUGGUCAAACAGAGAAAUGGUUCCAAUUGUUUUUCACCAUUCAUUUUUCCCAUAGGGGAUUGUAGAAACACUUAAAAUAAGAGCUGUGUUUUGUGUAGGCUUACUCUGGUGUGACGUUUUGAUAACCAUGUACAUCUCUCUCAGACAAGGUGACUUUUAUCAAUAUAUUUGCCUGUAUUUAACCCCCCAAAAUGAAAUGCUAAUUAGCUGCUAAUGUGGCUGUCGUAAAGAACUACAAAUGCCAUGAUGAUCUCGACGAGACUGGUAAGAAUCUCUGGAUUAACUAUAAUGUUAGCUACGUGUAGUAAUGAAAAAAUUGGCAAAAAUCUAAAUAGACAAUUCUGUGAAAUGUCUUGUGCAAGAUUUAAAUUGACACUACCUGUUAGCAAAGGUGUCAGCUAGAGAUGGCAUGCAGGAGCUUGCAGGGAUUUGUAGUUUUGCAUGAUGUCUACUUUAAUGCUAAUUAGCGUUUUAGAAUCGGAGAGUAAAUAGAGCCGAACAUAUUGAUAAAAGUCACCUUGUCCGAGAGAGAUUUACAUGGUUGUCAACGCUAGGGCUGUGGCGGUCAUUAAAUUGUCAGCUGGUGAUUGUCAAGCAAAUAACUGCCGGUCUCACAGUAAUUGAUUGUUAAUGAACAAACACAUUUAGCAUCUCCUGGCUUCCACACAUAGCCUACAAGCCACUGAUGCAGACCUUUGGAAUAUCUACAUUUUAAAAAGUCUAAUAAAUCCAUGUAAUAUAGCCUACACCAUCACAAUAAAUCCAUUAGGUCUAAAGAAACAUGAUAUGAAGAAAAUCUAAUUUAUUUCAGAAGAACAGAAUAGCAUACUCUGAGUUUUCCUUAUGUUAGGCCCUGAUCUGGCUAUGCCAUAUACAGUGCAUUCGGGAAGUAUUCAGACCCAUUGACUUGUUCCAAAAAAAAUUACAUUACAGCCUUAUUCUAAAAUUGCUAAAAUAGUUUUUUUCCCCCUCAAUCUACACACAAUGCCCCAUAAUGACAAAGCGAAGAGGUUUGGAUUUAUUUUGCAAAUGUGUGUAUAUAUAUAUACAAAAAAACAGGAUAUCACAUUUACAUAAGUAUUCAGACCCUUAACUCAGUACUUUGUUGAAGCUCCUUUGGCAGCGAUUACAGCCUCGAGUCUUCUUGGGUAUGACGCUACAAGCUUGUCACACCUGUAUUUGGGGAGUUUCUCCCAUUCUUCUCUGCAGAUCCUCUCAAGCUCUGUCAGGUUGGAUGGGGAGCAUCGCUGCACAGCUAUUUUCAGGUCCUCCAGAGAUGUUCAAUCAGGUUCUAGUCCAGACUCUGACUGGACCACUCAAGGACAUUCAGAGACUUGUCCCGAAGCCACUAAUGCGUUGUCUUGGCUGUGUGCUUAGGGUCAUUGUCCUGUUGGAAGGUGAACCUUCGCCCAAGUCUGAGGUCCUGAGUGCUCUGGAGCAGGUUUUCAUCAAGGAUCGCUCAGUACUUUGCUACGUUCAUCUUUCCCUCGAUCCUGACUAGUCUCCCAGUCCCUGCCACUGUAAAACAUCCCCACAGCAUGCUGCUGCCACCACCAUUCUUCACCGUAGGGAUGGUGCCAGGUUUCCUCCAGACGUGAGACUUGGCAUUCAGGCCAAGGAGUUCAAUCUUGGUUUCAUCAGAUCAGAUAAUCUUGUUUCUCAUGGUCUGAGUCCUUUAGGUGCCUUUUGGCAAACUCCAAGCGGGCUGUCAUGUGCCCUUUACUGAGGAGUGGCUUCCGUCUGGCAACUAUACCAUAAAGGCCUGAUUGGUGGAGUGCUGCAGAGAUGAUUGUCCUUCUGGAAGGUUCUCCCAUCUCCACAGAGGAGCUCUGUCAGAGUGACCAUUAGGUUCUUGGUCAUCUCCCUGACCAAUGCCCUUCUCCCCCGAUUGCUCAGUUUGGCCGGACGGCCAGCUCUAGGAAGAGUCUUGGUGGUUCCAAACUUCUUCCAUUUAACAAUGAUUGGGGCCACUGUGUUCUUGGGGACCUUCAAUGCUGCAGAAAUAUUUUGGUACCCUUCCCCAGAUCUGUCCCUCGACACAAUCCUGUCUCGGAGCUCUACGGCCAAUUCCUUUUGACCUCAUGGCUUGGUUUUUGCUCUAACAUGCUCUGUCAACUGUGGGACCUUUUUAUAUAGACAGGUGUGUGCCUUUCCAAAUCAUGUCCAAUGAAUUGAAUUUACCACAGGUGGACUCCAAUCAAUCAAGUUGUAGAAACAUCUCAAGGAUUAUCAAUGGAAACAGGAUGCACCUUGGCUCAAUUUCAAGUCUCAUAGCAAAGGGUCUGAAUACUUAUGUAAAUAAGGUAUUUCUGUUUAAUACAUUUGCAAACAUUUAUAAAAACCUGUUUUUGCUUUGUCAUUAUGGGGUAUUGUGUGUAGAUUGAUGAGGGAAAACAUCUAUUUAAUCCAUUUUAGAAUAAGGCUGUAAACUUACAAAAUGUGGAAAAAGGGAAGGGUUCUGAACACUUUGCGAAUGCACUGUAGCUGUGGGUUACACUAGUUCAUUUAGCAGACAAGAUUUGCUUAGAAUUCCGUGGCAUUAUUUUAUAGUAUAAAGAAUACAAUUGAACAUAGCUGAAUAAAAUAGAAAGUAUAUUUUCUCCAAACGAUUUGAGGGAGUGCACACGUGGCUAUUCUGUGUUGAGUGGUUAACAAAGAAACAGGUACUCCUAUAUGCUUAAUUUAGAGUGAUGUAACUUUAGUUGUGAUACAGAUGUUGGUCUAUAUGUUUUGAUUUUUAAUACAUUCUAAGGCUGCAUGAUGCGACUAAUGAUGAUUAGAAAAAAGUUGCAUGAAAGGCAUGAGCUCUGCUUUGUUUUUUGCGCAGGCUGUACACACUUCAUGAGUCUCAUUCACAAUUUGACAAGCACUUGAUAAUGCCUAAAAUUUCCCGGCGGCAUCCCCUUUGUGUGGCCAUAAUGCCCCCUAAAAAAAUCCAUGCCUUUUGUGGCCAAUGGCCGUUUUGCCCUUGGACUGAAAUAAUAAUAAUAAUUCCCUUCUCCUGGCUGCAUGCCGAAGCACCUCUCACAGAUAUUGGAAGAACUGUCCACAUUUACUUUUCGUCAGCCAACAAGAUGAGUAGGCCUAACGAACAGCAAAAGCAGUAGCCUAUGUCAAUCUACUAUCCCCCAUAGUACAAAAGUUGACCUAUUCUUUGCAAGAUAUAAAUAUUCCAAACAUAGUCAUGGACAGUUGUGGGAUGCGAUAGAUCCCAAAUUAAUACAACCACUAGCAUAAUGAGCCUGAAGCAACAGAUCACAACGUUUAGCUUAAAAUGUUGAUUAACUAUUAGGCUAUUUCUUCACAUUUAUAAGUGUAUCAAUGCGCACACGGCAGUAGGCUGUAAGCGCAAAUGUUCCAUUAGCAGGAAAACACCAUUGUCAAAAGUGACCGCAAAUGGGAUUUUGCAUGUAAUGCUUUUAUUAUAAAGAUGCAUUUUUAUGGUGAAAAUUAUCUUUCCCAAACUCACUGCGUAUGUAUGCCAGUUAUGCUUUACACUCGUUGUAAAGCAGAUUCUUGUGCUUCAUUUUAAGAAGUUAUUUGGCUGCUUUAGUUGUGAUACAAACCUUAUCAAAACAUAUAGGCCUAUGGGCUAGGCUACAGUUGAAGUCGGAAGUUUACAUACACUUAAAACACUUAUUUUUUUCGACCACUCCACAAAUUUCUUGUUAACAUACUAUAGUUUUGGCAAGUCGGUUAGGACGUCUACUUUGUACAAGGAAUUUUUCCAACAAUUGUUUACAGACAGAUUAUUUCACUUAUAAUUCACUGUAUCACAAUUCCAGUGGGUCAGAAGUUUACAUACACUAAGUUGACUGUGCCUUUAAACAGCUUGUCAUGGCUUUAGAAGCUUCUGAUAAGCUAAUUGACAUCAUUUGAGUCAAUUGGAGGUGUACCUGUGGAUGUAUUUCAAGGCCUACCUUCAAACGCAGUGCCUCUUUGCUUGACAUCAUGGGAAAAUCAAAAGAAAUCAGCCAAAACCUCAGAAUCUUUUUUUUAGACCUCCACAAGUCUGGUUCAUCCUUGGGAGCAAUUUCCAAACACCUGAAGGUACCACGUUCAUCUGUACAAACAAUAGUACGCAAGUAUAAACACCAUGGGACCACACAGCCGUCAUACAUCUCCUAGAGAUGAACGUACUUUGGUGCAAAUCAAUCCCAGAACAACAGCAAAGGACCUUGUGAAGAUGCUGGAGGAAACAGGUACAAAAGUAUCUAUAUCCACAGGGGGGGGGGAGAAAGAGGUCAAAUCAUGAUGUCAGUGAUCUUCAGGUCGGAAAGUCGGAACUCUAGAAAGAUGCCCAAGUUUCCGACUUGGAAUUUCGAGUUGGAGGACCGUUAAAUUAUAACAUGUCUUGAAUGCACUGAAGCCGGAAGUCGCAGAUUUCCAAGUUCCCAGCUGUUUAGAAUGCGACAAUAGGUCCCUCUCCUCACAAGGAACAAAUUUGCCUCAUGGACCCAUAUGGAUGGAUUUUCUGCCAUUUAAGAAUUUUUAAGUGAAAAACACUUAACGCUACUCUUCUGGCACCAAAUGACUGAUCUGUACGAAACUUGAUAUGUGGUAUCUAUGGACAAAGGUCUCUCAACGCAAUAUCUUCCAGACUAGUACUGAAAACAUCAUAGCCGCUAUUGACCAAUAAACAUUCACAUGGGCGUGGUCUGGUGCAUAAAACAUAUAAAUCAGUCAAGGAUAUUCAUAUUGUCACACAAUUUGGUACACAUGUUGCAAACACUGCCAAGACUCAACAUAUGCAAGAAUAUUCAUAUCAACCACACGGUGGCGCUAUAAUGGACAUGUUUAUAUCUCUUGAUUUGUUUGACUCAGUGCAGAAAUUUGGCACACAUGCUCAGGGAUAUGAGUCUUGCUAACCCACGCGAUAUCUCAGACACCACUGGCUAAAAUUUUGACGAAACUUAAAUGAAUGAUGUGUCUUGCGAUAGAGAUCUGGCAUUUACAAUGAUUGGCCUAAGGGGGGUGCUAUAGUAAUCAACGGUACGUAUGUUAGUCACAUGCAAAGGGAAGAACUGCAGCAUUCGUGGUGGACUACACGUUUAUUGUUGCCUUUUUUGAUCAUGGUUAGUGACACACCCAGCAGUCAUACGAGACAGAACUUACUUACCAAGCUGUCACCAAGCGCUCUCUCUCUCGCAAGACUGAUUGGAGGGGUUGUGUGAAGGGAUCUGUCCAUAGUAAUACGGCACCCCUGGAGCAAAUUAGGGUUAAGUGCCUUGUUCAAGGGCACAUUGACCGAAUAUUCACCUUAGGUAUUCGAACCAGCGCCCUUUCGGUAUCUAGCUCAACGCUUUAACCGCUAGGCUACCUGCCGGCCCUAUUUGAAAUGUUUCUAUUUUCAUGGUGGAGGGUUAAAACAUUUGGGGGACUUUGGAUCUGUCUCCGUCCGUUCGUACGUUAGUCACACGCAAUAUCUCAGACAUCACUGGCCCGAUUCUGAUGAAACUUGGGUGAAUGAUGCGUCUUGCCAUAGAUAUCCGCCAUUUACAAAAUUACACUGAUUGGCACAAGGGAGGCGCUAUAGUAAUCAACUGACAUUCUGAACUUUUAACAAGCAUGUUGUGCCAUUUGAGCUUAAAUUGUUGUCACUAAUUGGCCCAAGAUGGAGGGCGCUGCAUAAUUCGUGAGGGACAACAUGUUUAAUGUUGCCUUGUUUUUGAAUGAACAUGUCACAUCUCAGAUUCUUAAGAGUAAUAUAUUGUGUUUCUCUUUCAUAUUUAAUCCUUGUGUUUAGGAGCAGGGUCAUCUACUGUAGCUUGGACAAACCCCUUCACUAUUGUUGCUUGUUUACCCUGUCUAAAGUACUGUUCCACUCCAUUCAAUUAUCCUGAUCCUACCUAUCAAUGAUCCAUCGGAAAUUCAGUCCGGAAAUUCAGUUCUUUCUGUCCCUAUCUCUCGACCAUAUUGUAACCAUAGAACUAGAAUGAUAUUAUAUUUCUGUGGUUGUAAUCUCUUCCCUUUCCUCUCUGUAUGACAUUGCUUGGUUGUGUUUGCCUCUCCUCUACAGGCAGUUCUGGACAAGCAGGCUGUUGGCAGUGCCACAGCAACGAAGGCAGCCACUGCCAAGAAGGCACAGAGCGUGGUAUGUGUAGAAGACUUAUUUUUGUCAUAACAACACUCAUAUUCACCCCUGUGUUUUUAGAUCAACCUUCCUCCCCCUAUAAAGUACAGCGUUACUGAAGUUGUCCAUACUGGAUGUAGGCUACUGUUUGGGUCUCCAUGUUUUAAAGUUCAAGAUCAAGAAUUAUGACAGAGCUGCGCUUAGAUACCUCUGAAAUGUUAGAAAGUACAGUAUGCAUUUCCUGCUUUUUUAUGACAGUUGAUGAUAUAUCAACAUGACUCCAUGUAUCUCUUGUAGGAGUCCCAGUCUUUCGCCGUCAACAUGUUCAAGGGCCAGAUCAACCCCUCACAGGUGUUCCCCUUCCCCUCAGGUGAGUGGACUAGUCAUGUUUAGCUUUAAAUGCAUACAUGUCUUGUUAUGCAGCCUCUUAUCUAUUAUGUAAAGGAGAUAUGUUGGAACAUUAUCUAACGGUUGUGUACUUUUUGCUGUUUUCCAGUGAUGAACGAGGAGCAGACCCAGUUCCUCCAGGAGUUGGUCCCACCCGUUUCCAAAUUCUUUGAAGUGAGUGUCAAUUCACCUUUUCUUUUUUUGUGACCAAAUGUUUAUUUUAUUUUACAAAUAGUAAACCACAACACACAUUUCCUCUUAAGUUCUUCAAACUACAUUUCUUCACUGCCCCUAGAUUUGUCAUCAGGGUCAUGUUCAUUAGGGAACACCGUAGCAAAAUGUUUCGAAACGGAAAAUGAAAACAAGCGUUUCUUAUUGGACAUGGUCAGAUAGUUUUGAUUAUUGUCCGUUUUGGACUGUUUUCCUCCAUUUCACGACUACUGAACAUGACCCAGGUUGUAACUGACCUCUCGGUCUCUCUGGCUGAAUCGUGGGUGCUGUACAAUAAACAUAUAUAUAUAUAUAUAUAUAUGGUGUGCUGUGCUGUAGGAGGUGAACGACCCAGCAAAGAAUGACUCCCUGGAGAAGGUGGAGGACAGCACCAUGGAAAGCCUGAAGGAGAUGGGGGCCUUUGGGCUGCAGGUCCCCCAGGACCUUGGGGGCGUGGGGCUCACCAACACACAGGUGAGAACAUGCAUCUUUACCUCUAUAUAUAGAUAUCUCACACACACACUACCAGUCAAAAGUUUGGACACACCUACUCAUUCAAGUGUUUUUCUUUAUUUUAAAAUUUUUUUUUUACAUUGUAGAAUAAUAGUGAAGACAUCAAAACUAUGAAAUAACACAUGGAAUGAUGUAGUAACCAAAAAAAGUGUUAAACAAAUCAAAAUAUAUUUGAGAUUCUUCAAAUAGCCACCCUUUGCCUUGAUGACGGCUUUGCACACUCUUGGCAUUCUCUCAACCAGCUUCAUGAGGUAGUCACCUGGAAUGCAUUUCAAUUAACAGGUGUGCCACCUUAAAAGUUAAUUUGUGGAAUUUAUUUCCUUCUUAAUGCAUUUGAGCCAAUUAGUUGUGUUGUGACAAGGUAGGGGUGGUAUACAGAAGAUAGCCCUAUUUGGUAAAAGACCAAGUCCAUAUUAUGGCAAGAACAGCUCAAAUAAGCAAAGAGAAAUAAGUAUUUGAAGAACUUUGAAAGUUUCUUCAAGUGCAGUCACAAAAACCAUCAAGCGCUAUGAUGAAACUGGCUCUCAUGAGGACCGCCACAGGAAAGGAAGACCCAGUUACCUCUGCUGCAGAGGAUAAGUUCAUUAGAGUUACCAGCUUCAGAAAUUGCAGCCCAAAUAAAUGCUUCACAGAGUUCAAGUAACAGACACAUCUCAACAUCAACUGUUCAGAGGAGACUGUGUAAAUCAGGCCUCCAUGGUCGAAUUGCUGCAAAGAAACCACUACUAAAGGACACCAAUAAGAAGAAGAGACUUGCUUGGGCCAAGAAACAUGAGCAAUGGACAUUAGACUGGUGGAAAUUUGUCCUUUGGUCUGGUUCCAACCGCCAUGUCUUUGUGAGACGCGGUGUGAGUGAACGGAUGAUCUCCGCGUGUGUGGUUCCCACCGUAAAGAAUGGAGAAGGAGGUGUUAUGGUGUGGGGGUGCUUCGCUGGUGACUCCUUCUGUGUUUUAUUUAGAAUUCAAGGCACACGUAACAGCACUCUGCAGCGAUACGCCAUCCCAUUUGGUUUGGGCUUAGUGGGACUAUCAUUUGUUUUUCAACAGGACAAUGACCCAACACACCUCCAAGCUGUGUAAGGGCUAUUUUACCAAGAAGUAGAGUGAUGGAGCGCUGCAUCAGAUGACCUGGCCUCCACAAUACCCUGACCUCAACCCAAUUGAAAUUGUUUGGGAUGAGUCGGACCGCAGAGUGAAGGAAAAGUGCCAACAAGUGCUCAGCAUAUGUGGGAACUCCUUCAAGACUGUUGGAAAAGCAUUCCAGGUGAAGCUGGUUGAGAGAAUGCCAAGACUGUGCAAAGCUAUUAUCAAGGCAAAGGGUGGCUAUUUGAAUAAUCACUUUUUGGUGACUACCUGAUUCCAUAUGUGUUAUUUCAUAUGUAGAAAAUAGUAAAAAUAAAGAAAAACCCUGGAUUGAGUAGGUGUGUCCAAACUUUGAACUGGUACUAUAUAUAUAUAUAUACACACACACACUACCGUUCAAACGUUUGGGGAAACUCUGAGCUAUGUAUGUUGCUCUUGAUAAGAAUGGCUGCAAAAUAAGACUUCAAGACUCAACUGUUUUCUUACCUUUGUGUCCUAUUACAUAGUACACCAGACUGGUAGAGUGUACUGUGUGAAUUAAGUACACUCAUGUUUUAAUGUGCUUUUAUUGAACAGUAUGCCAGGCUGGUGGAGAUCGUGGGCCAGCAUGAUCUGGGGGUUGGCAUCACUCUGGGUGCCCACCAGUCCAUCGGUUUCAAGGGCAUCCUACUGUUUGGUAACCCUGCCCAGAAGGAGAAAUACCUGCCCAAGCUUGCCACAGGUGAGAGAGGCUGGAAUGGACAUUUCUGAUCACUAUGCACUAUUCCAGCUUUGUCGUUUCUCUCUCUAUGUCUCUGUCUCUCUCUGUGUGUGUGUGUGUGUGUAAUUUUAUUUGGUUAUACCUAUAUAUUAUUAUAUUUUUGACUGUGUAAUUACAGUUAAGGCAUUUUGUAAUCUAUCUGUUCUCCUUAUUUCUCUUCUUUUUCUUUCCUCCUCUAUCUAGGUGAGACCCUGGCUGCUUUCUGUCUGACUGAACCAGCCAGUGGCUCUGACGCUGCGUCCAUAAAGACCCUGGCUACCCUCUCUCCCUGUGGAAAACACUACAUCCUCAAUGGAGGCAAGAUCUGGAUCAGGUACUGCAGGACCACCAAGAUUGUGGUAGUAUUUAGUAUGGCAAAUGUCAAACACAAUGUUUAGUGUGGUUUAUGUCUUGUACACAUUCAUAGCUGAAUUGCAGUAUACAGACAAAAGGAAAGGAAAAGUGGUAGUAGUUAGAUGGGAUAAAAUGGAGAGCGAUGGAGUCUCUUGUCAGCUUUGGAUGAUGGGAAAAUUAGUUUUGUAGUAAGGCGUUCUCGCUUUAUGACAAUAUACUGAGUGUACAAAACAUUGCUUUUUCCAUGACAUAGACUGAAAGCUAUGGUCCCUUAUUGAUGUAAUCUGUUAAAUCCACUUCAAUCAGUGUAGACGAAGGGGAGAAGACCAGUUAAAGAAUGAUUUUUAAGGCUUGAGACAAUUGAGACAUGGAUUGUGUAUGUGUGCCAUUCAGAGGGUGAAUGGGCAAGACCAAAUAUUUAAGUGCCUUUUGAACAGGGUAUGGUAGUAGAUGCCAGGCGCACCGGUUUGAGUGUGUUAAGAACUGCAACACUGCUGGGUUUUUCACGCUCAACAGUUUCCGGUGAGUAUUAAGAAUGGUCCACCACCCAAAGGACAUCCAGACAACUUGACACAACUGUGGGAAACAUUGGAGUCAACAUGGGCCAGCAUCCCUGUGGAACGCUUUCGACACCUUAUUGAAGCUGUUCUGAGUGGAAAAGGAGGGGGGGUUGCAACUCAAUAUUAGAAAGGUGUUCCUAAUGUUUUGCACACUCAGUGUACCUGUGGUUGUAUAUUGUAUUGUUAUUGUUUUCUUUGAUUUAUCCUGACUGUUUGUCUGUGUUGUCAGUAAUGGAGGUCUGGCUGAGAUCUUCACAGUGUUUGCCAAGAUGCCCAUGAUGGACGAGAAGACAGGACAAAUGAAGGACAAAAUCACAGCCUUUAUCGUGGAGAGGAGCUUCGGAGGAGUGACACAGUGAGUGACAGAUGGUGGAUGGAGGUAGGGAGGGAUGGAUGAAAGGAUGGAUGAAAGGGUGGAAUUGGAAGAGGGAGGUCUGAAAUGGGGGAAUUUAAGUAAGAGUAUGUACUGUAUGUUUCGUGUUGGAAGCUUCACAUGAUUGUUGAUUUGAUGACGAUCCCAGUCUCUCUAUAUUAGUUCUCUGUCUGUCCAUAGUCUUGUUUUUAGUGAAUAUUUUAAGAAGUUUUUGUUAUGAAAAUGCACAUCCAAAUUUUAAACAAGUUGCAGACUAAAAUACAAACAAAACAAAGAAAUGUGCACACAUUUACAUUUUAAUUUAGGGCUUUAAGCAAACACUCUUAUCCAGGCGACUUAUAGUCAGUGCAUUCAACUAAGUUAGAUAAGACACAACAGCGUGACUACAUGUAUCGUUAACAUUUCGUUACCUUCUCCCUCCUUCCCCCCAGCGGCCCCCCUGAGAAGAAGAUGGGUAUUAAGGCAUCCAACACAGCGGAGGUGUACUUUGAGAACGUCCCGGUACCUAUUGAGAAUGUCAUGGGAGAGGUAGGUGGCGGCUUCAAGGUGGCCAUGGCCAUCCUCAACAACGGACGCUUCGGCAUGGCCGCCGCCCUCUCCGGCACCAUGAAGGGAGUCAUCACCCAGGCUGUGAGUAACGCCGUGUGGGGCUAUCCAAAUAGAGUUACAACUAUUUGCCCUUCAGUUGAGUCUGUCUAGUCCCAUUGAAGCGCUGUUACUGUAUUGGUUUUAGUACUUCCUGACCUCCCCUACAUACUGACUACUGUCCUUGUCUCUUCGCCCAGGUGGACCAUGCAGCCAACAGGGUCCAGUUUGGCAGUAAGAUCCACACCUAUGGCGCUAUCCAGGAGAAGUUGGCACACAUGGCCAUGCUGCAAUAUGUCACUGAGGUACACAGGAUAUCUAUUGAUUUGAAAAUGGAUUGGAUUUAUUGUAUUGCUUUUCCACACACUCAAAGCAUUUGACAUAGUAUGAGGGGAAACCCACCUCAACCACCACCAAUGUGUAGCACCCUGUGGGCGAUGUCAUGGCAGCCAUUUUGCUUCAGAAAGCUCUCCACACUUCAGCUGACAUGGUGUCAGUGGAGGCUGCUGAGGGGAGGACGGCUCAUAAUAAUGGCUGGAACGGAGCAAAUUGAAUGGAAACCAUGUAUUUGAUACCAUUCCACCUAUUCCGCUCCAGUCAUUACCACGAGCCCGUCCUCCCCAAUUAAGGUGCCACCAGCCUCCUGUGCAUGGUAUGCUUACAGCCACUGGCAGAAAGAAGGAAGCAAUGGCAUAAUGCACAUCAUAAUCCAUUACUCAAUCAAUCAACCAAAUGUAUUUAUAAAGCCCUUUUUACAUCAUCAGAUGUCAAAGUGCUUAUACAGAAACCCAGCCUAAAACCCCAAAGAGUAAGCAAUGCGGAUAUAGAAGCAUGGUGGCUAGAAAAAAAACUCCCUAGAAAGGCAGGAAGUUAGGAAGUAAACUAGUGAAGAACCAGGCUCUGAGGGGUGGCCAGUCCUCUUCUGGAUGUGCCGGUGGAGAUGAUAAAAGGACAUGUCCAUUAAGGCUAGAUCGUUCUUCAAGAUGUCCAAAACGUUCAUAGAUCAGCAGAGUGAAAUAAUAAUCAGAGUGGUUAUAGUGGGUGCAACAGAUCAGCACGUCAGGAAUAAAUGAUAGAGAGAGAGAGAGAGAGAGAGAUAGAGAGAGGAUAGAGAUAGAGAGAUAGAGAGAGAGAGAGAGAGAGAGAGAGAGAGAUGAGAAGGAGAGAGAGGAGAGAUAUAGAGAGAUAGAUAUCGAUACUCUCUAGAUAUAUCUAGCAUUAGAUGAUACGAUACUCUCUAUCCUCUCCUCUGCUACUCCUCCUAUCCUCCUCUCUCGAGAGAGAUACUCUCUCUCAUCUCUUCUCUCUCUCUCUCUCUCCUCUCUCUCCUCUCCCUCUCUCUCUCUUCGCUCUCUCUCUCUCUCUCUUCUCUCUCUCUCUUCGCUCUCUCUCUUCUCUACUCCUCUCGCUCUCGCGCUCUCUCUCUCUCUCUAUCUCCCCCCCUAUCCCCACCCCCACUUUUCCCCCCCAUAUCACCUCCCCCAUACACAAAAACUGUUAAACAAUCAUCUAUUUCAGAUUCAAUAACCAUCCUUUGCUUUGAUAAUAGCUUUGCACACUCUUGCCAUUCUCUCAACCAGCUUCACCUGGAAUGCUUUGCCAACAGUCUUGAAGGAGUUCCCACAUGUGCUGAGCACUUGUUGGCUGCUUUUCCUUCACUCUGUGGUCUGACUCAUCCCAAACCAUCUCAAUUGAGUUGAGGUCAGGGGAUUGUGGAGGCCAGAUCAUCUGAUGCAGCACUCCAUCACUCUACUUCUUGGUCAAAUAGCCCUUACACAGCCUGGAGGUGUGUUGGGUCAUUGUCCUGUUGAAAAACAAAUGAUAGUCCCACUAAGCCCAAACCAGAUGGGAUGGCGUGUCGCUGCAGAGUGCUGUGGUAGCCAUGCUGGUUAAGUGUGCGUUGAAUUCUUAAUAAAUCAGUGUCACCAGCAAACCACCCCCACACCAUAACACCUCCUCCUCCAUGCUUUACGGUGGGAAAUACACAUGCGGGGAUCAUCCGUUCGCCCACACCACUAUUGCAAGAAACUACAUUAUAUCCUUUUUCAGUUCAUAUUCAUUAUUGGCAGUUUUUAAAAUAGUAAAGAAACAAAAAUCUCCAAUUUGGACUCCAGACCAAAGGACAAAUUUCCAACGGUCUAAUGUCCAUUGCUCGUGUUUCUUGGCCCAAGCAGGUCUCUUCUUAUUAUUGGUGUCCUUUAGUAGUGGUUUCUUUGCAGCAAUUCGACCAUGAAGUCCUGAUUCACACUGUCCCCUCUGAACUGUUGAUGUUGAGAUGUGUCUGUGAGUUGAACUCUGUGAAGCAUUUAUUUGGGCUGCAAUUUCUGAGGCUGGUAACUCUAAUUAACUUAUCCUCUGCAGCAGAGGUAACCCAUUCCUGUGGUGGUCCUCAUGAGAGCCAGUUUCAUCAUAGCGCUUGAUGGUUUUUGCAACUGCGCUUGAAGAAACUUUCAAAGUUCUUGAAAUGUUCCGUAUUGACUGACCUUCAUGUCUUAAAGUAAUGAUGGACUGUCGUUUCUCUUUGCUUAUUUGAGCUGUUCUUGCCAUAAUAUGGACUUGGUCUUUUACCAAAUAUGGCUAUCUUCUGUAUACACACCCACCUUGUCACAACACAACUGAUUGGCUCAAACGCAUUAAGAAGGAAAUUAAUUCCACAAAUUAACUUUUAAGAAAGCACACCUGUUAAUUGAAAUGCAUUCCAGGUGACUACCUCAUGAAGCUGGUUGAGAGAAUGCCAAGAGUGUGCAAAGCUGUCAUCAAGGCAAAAGGUGGCUACUUUGAAGAAUCUCAAAUCUCAAAUAUAUUUUGAUUUGUUUAACACUUUAUUUGGUUACUACAUGAUACCAUAUGUGUUAUUUCAUAGUGUUGAUGUCUUCACUAUUAUUCUACAAUGUAAAAAUUAAGAAAAACCCUGGAAUGAGUAGGUGUGUCCAAACCUUUGACUGGUACUGUAUAUAUACGGCAGGACCAAAUCGGAGAGAUAGGUAGUCCAUGUAAUGCUUCGUAGGUUAGCAGUAAAACCUUGAAAUCAGCCCUAGCCUUAACAGGGAGCUUCUCUUGUCAUCCUGUUGUGAUUUUCAUGUCCCCUUCUCCCCUCUCUUUCAGUCCAUGGCCUACAUGAUCAGUGGAAACAUGGACAGUGGAUCCAAAGAUUACCAUAUCGAAGCUGCUAUCAGCAAAAUCUUUGCCUCUGUGAGUACAGUACAGCACUGUCUGCUUUUAUCCUAUCCCCUUUUAACACUUGGAGUGCCGGAAUUUCAUAACUCCUACUUCAAUUGUGUAAAUAUUCCAUAAUAAAUUGCUAAAUGAAUGCAUUUUCAUAAGAAACCUCAUGACACCAAAUGUAUAUUUGAAUCAGUCAGAAAAUGUAUUGAUUGAUCCAGAAGUGCGUAGACUGUAAAUACUAAAGAAGACUAAAGUGUAUUUUCUGAAUGUAAGACAACAGUUGCCUGCCUAGAAUGCAACACACUUUGAAAAGCUUGACUUAAGAAAAGUGAGCCACUCGAACACUCCCAUUGAGAUGAGAACGAUUCAAGACUUUACUCUCAACCAGUCACAUAGAGUAUCUGUGCAUGUGCACGGGUGCACUUCACACUAGAGGUCUUCACGGGUCCAAAAAGAUCCGAGAGUAGAAAGAGAGCGAAAGAAACCUCCGACCAGGCGCUGAAAGCGCAAUCAAUAAACAAGCGAUAUUGGCCAAAUGAUCCACAGUUAAGUGUCCUUAACUGCCUUUAACAAAUACAAAUAUUUGUUGUUUCGAUGUGUAGAAUACUCAACUUUAUAGCCUAUUGGUUUUUACUUUCCUAAAACAAUAGGCCGAAUUGUCCACAUGGUUCAGCUGUCGGAGACUCGAGCGCAAAAUGCAUCAGGGCAUUGUAUGCAUAUAGGCCAAGGCGUCCACUGCAUGAUAUGAAUAUUUAAAAUAUAACUAUAAAGGAAGAGAAGCUUAGGCCUAGCCCUAGAGUGACCGAGAGAAAGAUAUAGAUAUGCCAGCGCCAUGUUCCCAACACUGACAUGCAUUUCUUUAUAGGCUACUUGUCAGAUACUACUGCUAUACAAAUAGGCGUACAGAAGGAGGCUAAUUAGUAAAUGUUCUAUCUGAAUAUUUUUUUAUAAAGAUAAGCAUUGUAUUGUUAGAUUAAAGGCGUUAGUUACUCUGGUAGGCCUAAAACAUUCCUCCUCACCUCAACUUCAACUGUCGGAGAGUCAGUUGGAACGCUGUUGUGCACAGCCUUCAUAGACCUGCAUAGUUAAGCCUAAUAAUAGCCAUACCACAGAAAACCUUCACAAAAGUUUAACUUUAUAAGGGUAAUAUCAAAAGUAGGCCUAAGUCAAUUAAUUGUUUACAGGGAAAUACGUUAUUAUAUUGCGGCAUUAAAUUAAGUUUUGCAUCUCGCCCUCUUCUGGUUUUUCCUUUUCAUGGUUUAAGUGCCGGUAAUUCUAUUAUAUUGCGGCAAACACAACAUUCACUUAAUUUAACUUAAUUUGGCCAAAGAAAAUGCCUCAACAGAACUCAACAAAUGACAGCAAUAGGCUAAGGCUAUUUAUUUUGACAACCGGCCUAUUUUUAACCCAUCUCUAACAAAAUUUAGCACAAAAUUAAAACGACAGUUCGAACUUAAUUUAGCGAGUGAAAAUGUAUCAACUAAAUUAAACAAAACACUUUUUGCAUAUAUAAAGAACUGGUUUAGAUGAUAAAAUACACAUACAAUAAUAACAGUAAUGAUAUACAAUAAUGAUAAUAGUCUAAUGAGAAAACGAAUGAUAAUAAAUACGAAAAUAAAUAAAUAAAAGUUAGAAAAUUGCAUCAAACCUGAAUAGCGAGUUGCACACACAGUCUAUUUGGCCACGCCAACGUUCUUCUCAUCUUUGUCCACUAAAACUUGUUCCAGACAACAUUCCAGCUUCUUUUCACUAUACUUUUUCUCCUCUUUCAUUUUACUUGAAUGAAAAAGGCCUCCAUCUUUGCUAUCAACAGUGAAAGGCUCCUUUCACUUGCUCUCUCUCUCCCUCUCCUCAGCAGCAGGCGCAUGUGACAUGAGCAGCCAAAACCAGUUUCAGCUGGACAUACAGUGCCUUGCAAAAGUAUUCAUCCCCCUUGGCAUUUUUCCUAUUUUGUUGCAUUACAACCUGUAAUUUAAAUUGAUUUUUAUUUGGAUUUCAUGUAAUGGACAUACACAAAAUAGUCCAAAUUGGUGAAGUGAAAUGAAAAAAAUAACUUGUUUCAAAAAAUUAUAAGAAAUACAUAACAGAAAAGUGGUGUGUGCAUAUGUAUUCACCCCCUUUGCUAUGAAGCCCCUAAAUAAGAUCUGGUGCAACCAAUUACCUUCAGAAGUCACAAUUAGUUAAAUAAAGUCCACCUGUGUGCAAUCUAAGUGUCACAUGAUCUGUCGCAUGAUCUCAGUGUGUAUAUAUACCCCUGUUCUGAAAGGCCCCAUAGUCUGCAACACCACUAAGCAAGGGGCACCACUAUUGCUUAAAGAAAAAAAUAAGCAAACACUUUGUUGUUUGCCAAAAGGCAUGUGGGAGACUAAAAUUGAGCUUUUUGGCCAUCAAGGAAAAUGCUAUGUCUGGCGCAAACCCAACACCUCUCAUCACCCCGAGAACACCAUCCCGACAGUGAAGCAUGGUGGUGGCAGCGUGUUGUGGGGAUGUUUUUCAUCUGCAGGGACUGAGAAACUGGUCAGAAUUGAAGGAAUGAUGGAUGGCGCUAAAUACAGGGAAAUUAUUGAGGGGAAACCUGUUUCAGUCUUCCAGAGAUUUGAGACUGGGAUGGAGGUUCACCUUCCAGCAGGACAAUGACCCUAAGCAUACUGCUAAAGCAACACUCGAGUGGUUUAAGGGGAAACAUUUUUAAUGUCUUGGAAUGGCCUAGUCAAAGCCCAGACCUCAAUCCAAUUGAGAAUCUGUGGUAUGACUUAAAGAUUGCUGUACACCAGCGGAACCCAUCCAACUUGAAGACGCUGGAGCAGUUUUGCCUUGAAGAAUGGGCAAAAAUCACAGUGGCUAAAUGUACCAAGCUUAUAGAGACAUACCCCAAGAGACUUGCAGCUGUAAUUGCUGCAAAAGGUGGCUCUACAAAGUAUUGACUUUGGUGGGGGGAAUAGUUAUGCACGCUCAAGUUUUCUGUUUCUUUGUCUUUACUUCUUGUUUGUUUUAUACCAAAAAUAUUUUGCAUCUUCAAAGUGGUAGGCAUGUUGUGUAAAUCAAAUGAUACAAACCCCCCAAAAUCAAUUUUAAUUCCAGGUUGUAAGGAAACAAAAUAGGAAAAAUGCCAAGGGGGGUGAAUACUUUCGCAAGCCACUGUAAGCUAUACAUUUUGUGUUGCAAUUGGCUGACAUAGAUGACAAGCUCACACAGUUCUCAUCGACUCGCAUACAUUAAAUUAACAGAGGACGGGUUCAAUCGGGUCCAGUCGAUAAAUCAAUUUUAAUUGCACAUAACUGAGACUCAUGGCAAUUAUAUCAAACUGACCCAGAUCCGAGACAAAAGUCAGAAUUUAGGACUCGCACCCACUCGAGUCCAGGGUCGGAUCUCGGAAUAUCUGGUCUGUUGGACCCGUGAAGACCUCUACUUCACGCUCCUACAACUCACACGCUACGGGACCACAAGUGCAGAGAAGUUUAACCUCGCGCUCCAACGCUCCUGGUUGUUGUGGAAAUUGACCCGCUACUACUGUUUACUUUGUGCAUCUAUUCUAUGUCAUCUCACUGAGUCUACCUUUAAACCUAACCUAUGACUUUCCCCAUCACCUCAUGCACUACUGCCCCACAGUGGCAAGAAGUGACAUCCCCAAAAGCACAAACUAUACAACAUAUAAAUGUCUCCUAGCCUGUCCUUGACACUAAAACUGAAACGAACGAUUUAUUUUUAUAAAACUUAAACUAAAUAAUCUAAAAACUAAUAUAAAAGCACAACUAUAAUAACCUUCUCUCUCUCUCGUAGGAGGCGGCCUGGGAAGUGACUGAUGAGUGCAUCCAGGUCAUGGGAGGAAUGGGCUUCAUGAAGGUGAGUCUGGGUGGCUGCUGGGAUUGUUGGGAGUGAGUGGUUAUAUGAGUGUUGUACAUAUAAAUAUAAUGGUUAUAUACAGGGGUGAAAGUAGAUUUAAUUUCUUCUCGGUAUGUGCGUGCGCAAAUAUUUUUUUUAUAGGCCUAAUCAUAGAAUUACAUAUAUAAUCUUUAUCUGUGGGCCUAAAAGUAAAAAUGUGUUCUUUUAUUUUAAAAAUGCAUUAAAAAGGUAAUGUGGCAUAAACUUGGUGGAUUACUCACAUUACAGAGGACGAAACAGAAAUAAUGUCUGAUGAAACUACAGUUACUCACAAUAAAAUGACAGCUCUUACUAAAGAUUGUUUAAAAAGAAGACCAGCUCUAUACGACAUUAAAACAAAUUGUUUUGAGCUGUCAAACAAUCAAUUCUAACUUUAGCCAUCAAGCUAACGAAGUUAGUCCCAGAUGAGUUUUCCAAUGGAGCCCUCUUUGUCUGGAGAAGUAAAUGAACGGUUCCAGCGCUGUAGGAGCUGUAUCUACUACGCUUUGUUUCAGGACAAACUGGAUCACUCAGAGUUCCAAUGCGGCAAUUGUUUGCUUGCUGAGGAUUAUAGGCUUGAGGUGGCUUCCUUGAUCACACAGGUCGCCAGCCUACGUAAGAAACUGGGGAAAACGCAGAGUGGAAUGUCCUUUUCUACGCCGGUGGAAACAAAACACAUUUUAUAAGGAGGAUGGGAUCCACCCAAAUCAUUUGGGUUCUUGGAUCCUUUCACAGCAUUAUAAGGCUGCGUUGUGACAAUGACUUAUCAAGGACCCAAGCCCAGCUCAGUUAAUCCCUACCAUUGUGUCGCUGAGUCAUCAUAAUGCUUUAGCAAAUGUACAUUAUACCAGGGGCAUUGGUAGACACAAUGUAAGUAACCUAAUUUAUGUCCCUCUAACUGCCCUGAAUGCCUCUGCUGAUCCUAUAGCUAUUGUAUGCAGCAAUCAUGUGCAUAUAAACCAGAUUUAUGCUAUUAGCACUGAGGCGGUGUGCCCUAGUAGAAAGUCCACUGUGUGCAGCUCACCCUGCACUAACAUAAAUAACAUGAGAACAUCUACUUCUGCUAAGCUUACCAGUAAAGCAAUGAAAACAAGCAAGCAUCCCAGAAAAGUGCUCAAAAUAGCCCACGUUAACAUAUGUAGCUUAAGAAACAAGGUUCAUGAAAUUAAUAAUUUACCAGUAAUGGAUGACAUUCAUAUUCUGAAUAUCUCUGAAACUCACUUAGACAAUACCCAUGAUAAUACAGUGGUAGCAAUACAAGGUUAUAACAUUUACAGAAAAUACAGAAAUGCCAGUGGUGGAGGUGUUAAUGUGUAUAUUCAGAACCACAUUUCUGUAAAGAUUAGAGGAUCUCAUGUUAAAUACUGUUGAACUAAUAUGGCUACAUGUUCAUCUGCCUCACCUAAAGCCCAUUCUUGUGGGAAGCUGCUAUAGACCAAGUGCUAACAGUCAGUAUCUGGAUAACAUGUAUUGACUGGCUUUCAUCAAGCUGCCCACUCAAGAAAAAGCCUCAAACUGUAACUAACCAGUGCCUGCAACCUGGUUCAGGUUAUCAGUCAACCUACCAAGGUAGUUACAAACAGCACAGGAAUGAAAUCAUCAACAUGUAUUGAUCACAUCUUUACUAAUGCUGCAGAAAUGUGCUUGAAAGCAGUAUCCAGAUUCAUCGGAUGUAGUGAUCACAAUAUAGCCAUAUCUAGGAAAACCAAAGUUCCAAAGGCUGGGCCUAAUAUAGUGUAUAAGAGGUCAUACAAUACGUUUUGUAGUGAUUCCGAUGUUGUUUAUGUAAAUAAUAUUUGUUGGUCCGUGGUGUGGAAUGAGGAGCAAACAGACGUUGCACUUGAUACAUUUAUGAAAUUGCUUAUCCCAGUUACUAAUAAGCAUGCACGCAUUAAGAAAAUGACUGUAAAAACUGUUAAAUCCCCGUGGAUUGAUGAGGAGUUGAAAUUUUGUAUGGUUGAGAGGGAUGAGGCAAAAGGAAUGGUAAGUCUGGCUGCACAACCGAUUGGCAAACGUACUGCAAAUUGAGAAAUCAUGACUAAACUGAAUAAAAAGAAAAAACCACACUAUGAAAUAAAGAUAAAUGACAUAAAGAAUGAUUGUAAAAAGCUUUGGAGCGCCUUCAAUUAAAUUUUGGGAAAAAAGGCAAACGGCUCCAUCAUUCAUUGAAACAGAUGGCUCAUUCAUCACAAAACCGCCAACUACUUCAAAGAUUUUUUUCAUUGGCAAGAUUAGCAAACUUAGGCAUGACAUGCCAGCAACAAAUGCUGACACUACAUAUCCAAGUAUAUCUGACCAAAUUAUGAAAGACAAGAAUAGUAAUUUUCUAUUCCGUAAAGUGAGUGUGGAAGAGGUGAACAAAUUAUUGUUGUCUAUCAACAAUGACAAGCCACCAGGGAUGGAAAAUUACUGAGGAUAAUAGCGGACGAUAUUGCCACUCCUAUUUGCCAUAUCUUCAAUUUAAGCCUACUAGAAAGUGUGUGCCCUCAGGCAUGGAGGGACGCAAAAGUCAUUCCACUACCUAAGAAUAGUAAAGCCCCCUUUACUGGCUCAAAUAACCGACCAAUCAGCCUGUUACCAACCCUUAGUAAAGCUUUGGAAAAAAUUGUGUUUGACCAGAUACAAUGCUAUUUUACAGUAAACAAAUUGACAACAGACUUUCACCACGCUUAUAGGGAAGGACAUUCAACAAGCACAGCACUUACACAAAUGACUGAUGAUUGACUGAGAGAAAUUGAUGAUAAAAAUAUUGUGGGGGCUGUUUUGUUAGACUUCAGUGUGGCUUUUGACAUUAGCGAUCAAAGUCUGCUGCUGGAAAAACAUAAGUGUUAUGGCUGCUAUAUUGUGGAUAAAGAGUUACCUGUCUAAAAGAACACAGAGGGUGUGCUUUAAUGGAAGCCUUUCCAACAAAAUCCAGGUAGAAUCAGGAAUUCUCCAGGGCAGCUGUCUAGGCCCCUUACUUUUUUCAAUCUUUACUAACGACAUGCCACUGGCUUUGAGUAAAGCCGGUGUGUCUAUGUAUGCGGAUGACUCAACACUAUACACGUCAGCUACUACAAUGACUGAAAUGACUGCAACACUUAACAAAGAGCUGCAGUUAGUUUCAGAAUGGGUGGCAAGGAAUAAAUUAGUCCUAAAUAUUUCAAAACUAAAAGCAUUGUAUUUGGGACAAAUCAUUCACUAAACCUUAAACCUCAACUAAAUCUAAUAAAUAAUGUGGAAGUUGAGGUGACAAAACAGCUUGGAGUAACCCUGGAUUGUAAACUGUCAUGGUCAAAACAUAUUGAUACAACAGUAGCUAAGAUGGGGAGAAGUCUGUCCAUAAUAAAGCGCUCCUCUACCUUCUUAACAGCACUAUACAAAGCAGGUCCUACAGGCUCUAGUUUUGUCGCACCUGGACUACUGUUCAGUCGUGUGGUCAGGUGCCAUAAAGAGGGACUUAGGAAAAUUGCAAUUGGCUCAGAACAGGGCAGCACGGCUGGCCCUUGGAUGUACACAGAUAUCAAACAUUAAUGAUAUGCAUGUCAAUCUCACCUGGCUCAAAGUGGAGGAGAGUGACUUCAUCACUAAUUGUAUUUGUAAGAGGUAUUGGCAUGUUGAAAGCACCGAGCUGCACAGCUCGGACACCCAUGCAUACCCCACAAGACAUGCCACCAGAGGUCUCACUGCUAUCGUUGACCCACACUGCAUUUUGGAGUGUAUUCUACAUGUUUUCAAGUCCUUUCGCUCAUUUUUCAUGCGACUGACAUGGGGUAAUAAUAAAUAAUAGUAUUAUAGCAUACAGUUUUCUUGGCAUCUUUGUUUUAAUUAUUGUACCCCCACUAUUUAUUUACCGGCUUACUUUCAUCCCUGGUUUAAUAUCAGUGUCUUACAUAGAAAUAGAUUUAGAACACUAGAAUGGACAUUGUUGGUGUGUAGACAUGACUACAGAGCGGCUAUAUUAUUUUAUGUUUGGUGUGUGUGCUUACUGUGAGUGACUAAGAGUGGUGCCUUUGAAGACUGAAAUCUUAUGGCUGUUUCUUGUGGUCUGUAUCCAGGGCUCUGGUGUGGAGAGGGUGAUGAGGGAUCUUAGAAUCUUCAGAAUCUUUGAGGGAACCAACGACAUUCUCAGACUGUUUGUGGCUCUCAACGGAUUCCAGGUACAGUACACGUGACCUAUUUUGUCUGAACAAUCAUACAGUCUGUUUUUGAACUAGAAACAGAAAUAGAAUUACAAGAACGGCAAUCCCCAUUCAAGUCACUGUUCCGUGAUGGGUGGGCUGGAGGCCAUAUUGAGUGUACCCAAUAUGUUCCUGUUCUAGUAAUUAUAUUCCUAUGGCUUUUUAUAUGUCAGUGUGAGAUGUGUUGAGUGAAUGGUGUUGAUCCUCCUGUUGUUUCCAGGAUGCAGGGAAGCACCUGAAGUCUCUACAGAAGGCUCUGAAGAACCCUCUGGGCAACGCUGGGCUGCUAGCUGGAGAGGUGACCAAGAGGGCCAAGAGGUCAGUGUGUAACACGCUGUUUAAGAAGCCCGCUUGUCGAUUGUUUGGUCGACCGAGAUUUCUUUAGUCGAGCAGAAGCAAAAAAGCGAAUCUAAAAAAAUAUAUAUAUUAUGGUGUACAAGACACCGGUCUGAUUUGCGCUGAGUGGACUGAUCCAUUGUGGAGGCCGUGGUGAUGGCACAGUCCAUCAGUCUAAGACGUGCUACUGAAAUUGUAUAUGGUUAUAUUACAUUUAAAAAAUGGUGCAACACUAAUACAAAUUAUAUUAUUUUAUAACAUGCGCUCCCUCGUUGGAUAGCAGUCGCUGUCCACGGUUCUGAAACAUCAGUGCGCUGUUGAAUUGGCGCCUUUUCCUAGACCAUGAUGCUAUGUGCAUAAUAGCAACGUUAACCAGCAUAUUGGUGUUGAGAACAAUGCCAGAAGCAGCAGCAGAAUGAGGAGAUGAGAAAACAGCCCUUGCCUUAUUGUCUAAGAAAAGUGAGGAGAGAGGAAACCCCAACUUAACUAGGUCUAUAAUCAAUAGCCUAACUGUUAAAUGUGCCUGGCUUUAUAAAUCAUCAAUAUAUCUACAGAAAUAAGACCGAUCCUGCUUAUGUUGCCUGUUUGAGUGUUUGUUUAAUAGCCUACUGAUUCCGUGAGCACCAAGCCUCACACAACAUCUCAAGUAAACAAUUUCACAAAUGUUGCUGUUUUUAAUCUUUGCUUUGCUGUAGUAAAGGAUUUACAGCCUCUGGUAUUAUUUAUAUUUUAUUUCGUGUUUACACUGUUCCAAAUUGUCAAAAACAUGAUAUUUAUAAUAAUAAUACAUCUAUUUUUUCUUGAUCUCCUUCAUAUUAUUAUUAUAAUAAUAAGUCAUGUCAUUAUCAUUAGGAGGUCUAGUAUAGCAGCCUUGUAUAACCACCAUCGAGCUGUAGGCCUAAGAGCGCAUCCUGUUUAGUCUUAAUACCGUAACUUACUUAGGCCUAAAUUUCAAUACUUCUAUAGGCUACUGUAUCAAUCAAUCGAUAUUUCAUUUGUUCAUGUCAUCACACAGCAUACGAGUCAUUCAUGAUUUGAAAUGUAAUCAAGCAUUUUAGUUUUAAAAUAAAAUAAAAGCGAGCCUUGAAUAAUUAGCUUAAACAAUAAAUAAACCGUUUGAUUUCGGAAAUUGCAUUGACAAAUGAAUGCGACUGUAGUCUUUCCUGUCAUAAAGGCUUAGCAUAAGAAAACGUUACAACAGACUCUCUGGUAUGCUUAUACUUUAUUUAGUGUUGUUCAGAGUUUGUUGUAACCAAUUUAUUGAUGUGAUUAUGAUAUGCUCUAUCCUCCUGAUUCCUGCUUAUGAGCAAAAACUAAAGCAGGAAGCACCAGUGACUUGGUUAAUAAGGAAGUGGUCAGAUGACGCAGAUGCUAAGCUACAGGACUGAUUUGCUAGCACAGACUGGAAUAUGUACCGGGAUUCUUUCGAUGGCAUUGAGGAGUACACUACAUCCGUCACUGGCUUCAUCAAUAAGUGCAUAGAUGACGUCGUCCCCACAGUGACCGUACGUACAGUUGAAGUCGGAAGUUUACAUACACUUAGGUUGGAGUCAUUAAAACUCGUUUUUCAACCAACUCCACAAAUUUCUUGUUAACAAACUAUAGUUUUGGCAAGUCGGUUAGGACAUCUACUUUGUGCAUGACACAAGUAAUUUUUCCAACAAUAGUUUACAGACAGAUUAUUUCACUUAUAAUUCACUGUAUCACAAUUCCAGUGGGUCAGAAGGUUACAUACACUAAGUUGACUGUGCCUUUUAAACAGCUUGGAAAAUUCCAGAAAAUGAUGUCAUGGCAUUAGAAGCUUCUGAUAGACUAAUUGACAUCAUUUGAGUCAAUUGAAGGUGUACAUGUGGAUGUUUUUCAAGGCCUACCUUCAAACUCAGUGCCUCUUUGCUUGACAUCAUCGGAAAAUCAAAAGAAAUCAGCCAAGACCUCAGAAAAAAAAUUGUAGACCUCCACAUGUCUGGUUCAUCCUUGGGAGCAAUUUCAAAACGCCUGAAGGUACCAUGUUCAUCUGUACAAACAAUAGUAUGCAAGUAUAAACACCAUGGGACCACGCAGCCGUUAUACCGCUCAGGAAGGAGACGUGUUCUGUCUCCUAGAGAUGAACGUACUUUGGUGCAAAUAAAUCCCAGAACAACAGCAAAGGACCUUGUGAAGAUGCUGGAGGAAACGGGUACAAAAGUAUCUAUAUCCAUAGUAAAACGAGUCCUAUAUCGACAUAACCUGAAAGGCCGCUCACCAAGGAAGAAGCCACUGCUCCAAAACCGCCAUAAAAAAGCCAGACUACAGUUUGCAACUGCACAUGGGGACAAAGAUCGUACUUUUUGGAGAAAUGUCCUCUGGUCUGAUAAAACAAAAAUAUAACUGUUUGGCCAUAAUGACCAUCGUUAUGUUUGGAGGAAAAAGGGGGUCGCUUGCAAGCCGAAGAACACCAUCCCAACCGUGAAGCACGGGGGUGGCAGCACCAUGCUGUGGGGGUGCUUUGCUGCAGGAGGGACUGGUGCACUUCACAAAAUAGAUGGCAUCAUGAGGAAGGAAAAUUAUGUGGAUAUAUUGAAGCAACAUCUCAAGACAUCAGUCAGGAAGUUAAAACUUGGUUGCAAAUGGGUCUUCCAAAUGGACAAUGACCCCAAGCAUACUUCCAAAGUUGUGGCAAAAUGGCUUAAGGACAACAAAGUCAAGGUAUUGGAGUGGCCAUCACAAAGCCCUGACCUCAAUCCUAUAAAAAAUGUCUGGGCAGAACUGAAAAAGCGUGUGCGAGCAAGGAGGCCUACAACCCUGACUCAGUUACACCCGCUCUGUCAGGAGGAAUGGGCCAAAAUUCACCCAACUUAUUGUGGAAAGCUUGUGGAAGGCUACCCGAAACGUUUAACCCAGGUUAAACAAUUUAAAGGCAAUGCUACCAAAUACUAAUUGAGUGUAUGUAAACUUCUGACCCACUGGGAAUGUGAAAUAAAUAAUUCUCUCUACUACUAUUCUGACAUUUCACAUUCUUAAAAUAAAGUGGUGAGAAAUCACUGCUACGCCCUCCGACGAACCAUCAAACAGGCUAAGAGUCAAUACAGGACUAAGAUUGAAUUGUACUACACCAGCUCCGACGCGCGUCGGAUGUGGCAGGGCUUGAAAACUAUUACAGACUACAAAGGGAAGCACAGCCGCGAGCUGCCCAGUGAGAGCCUACCAGACGAGCUAAAUCACUUCUAUGCUCGCUUCGAUGCAAGCAACACUGAAGCAUGCAUGAGAGCAUCAGCUGUUCCGGAUGAUUAUGUGAUCACGCUCUCCGUAGCCGAUGUGAGUAAGACUUUUAAGCAGGUCAACAUUCACAAGGCCGCAGGGCCAGACGGAUUACCAGGACAUGUACUCCGAGCAUGCGCUGACCAACUGGCAAGUGUCUUCACUGACAUUUUCAACAUGUCCCUGACUGAGUCUGUAAUACCAACGUUUUUCAAGCAGACCACCAUAGUCAAAUCAAAUCAAUGUUAUUUGCCACAUGCGCCGAAUACAACAGGUGUAGACAUUACAGUGAAAUGCUUACUUAGAGGGCCUUAACCAACAAUGCAGGUUUUUAAAUAAAAAAUAAAAGCAAAUAACUAAAGAGUAGCAGUAAAAUAAAAUAACAGUAGGGAGGCUAUAUACGGGGGGGUACCGGUACAGACUCAAUGUGCGAGGGCACCGGCUAGUCGAGGUAAUAUGUACAUGUGGGUAGAACACUAAGAUAACCUGCCUAAAUGACUACCGACCCGUAGCACUCACGUCUGUAGCCAUGAAGUGCUUUGAAAGGCUGGUCAUGGCUCACAUCAACACCAUUAUCCCAGAAACCCUAGACCCACUCCAAUUUGCAUACAGCCCCAACAGAUCCACAGAUGAUGGAAUCUCAAUUGCUCUCCAAACUGCCCUUUCCCACCUGAACAAGAGGAACACCUAUGUGAGAAUGCUAUUCAUUGACUACAGCUCAGUGUUCAACACCAUAGUGCCCUCAAAGCUCAUCACUAAGCUAAGGACCCUGGGACUAAACACCUCCCUCUGCAACUGGAUCCUGGACUUCCUGACGGGCCACCCCCAGGUGGUAAGGGUAGGUAACAACACAUCUGCCACGCUGAACCUCAACACAGGGGCCCCUCAGGGGUGCGUGCUCAGUCCCCUCCUGUACUCCCUGUUCACCCAUGACUGCAUGGCCAGGCACAACUGUAGUGGAACAGGUCGAGAGUUUCCACCUCACCAACAAACUAUCAUGGUCCAAACACACCAAGACAGUCGUGAAGAGGGCACAACAAAGCCUAUUCCCCCUCAGGAGACUGAAAAGAUUUUCCAUGGGUCCUCAGAUCCUCAAAGUUUUACAGCUGCACCAUCGAGAGCAUCCUGACUGGUUGCAUCACCGCCUGGUAUAGCAACUGCUUGGCCUCCGACCGCAAGGCACUACAGAGGGUACUGCAUACGGCCCAGUACAUCACUGGGGCUAAGCUUCCUGCCAACCAGGACCUCUAUACCAGGCGGUGUGAGAGGAAGGCCCUAAAAAUUGUCAAAGAAUCCAGCCACCCUAGUCAUAUACCGGAGUGCCAAGUCUAGGUCCAAAAGGCUUCUUAACAGCUUCUACCCCCAAGCCAUAAGAAUCCUGAACAGCUAAUCAUGGCUACCCGGACUAUUUGCAUUGAACACCCCACACCACCCCCUCUUUUACGCUGCUACGCUCACUUUAUUAUCUAUGCAUAGUCACUAACUCUACCCACAUGUACAUAUUACCUCAAUUACCUCGACUAACCUGUACCCCCCGCACAUUGACUCUGUAUCAGUACCCCCUGUAUAUAGCCUCCCUACUGUUAUUUUAUUUUACUGCUUCUCUUUAAUUAUUUAUAUUUUUUACAUAUCUAUGUUUUACUUAAGACUUAUUUUUCCUAAAACUGCAUUGUUGGUUAAGGGCUUGUAAGUAAGCAUUUCACUGUAAGGUCUACACCUGUUGUAUUCAGCGCAUGUGGCAAAUACAAUUGGAUUUGAUUUUGAUCUCCUCAAAGAGGGAAGUUUGUCAGGCUCAGUAAAGCCUCAAACAUAAAUUGUCCGCAGCAGUGAAAUGGGCUACUUCUAUGUGAAUGAGUAAGGAGGCAGAACACACCUCAAUUCAAACUGUUGUUAGAAGAUACAACUUUUUAGAAAAUAAUUUGAAGUAGACUCAGCCUAUAGAUAAUUAGCAGGCAGCGCGUGUUAACUGUCCUGUUGCGUAACAAUCACAUUUUGGAAAAGUGAGUGCAGUUUGAUGUCACAUGCGUAAAACAACUCACGCUGGGGCGACCAUUAGAGAUAUUUGCACCUCACGUGCGAAAAGGUUAAACAUACGGAAAAUACCUUUUGACCUUUCAUUCAGAACCCGAAUUGAACCUAACUUCAACGUCAUUUUGCUUACUGGGAGUAUUCUAGUUUUGUCGGGCAGCACAUUUUUUGGUCUCGCCAUAAGACUGGACCUGGCUAUAGGUCAGACCCUAUUGUGAUCUAUUCGGACGGGAUUAGUUUUACUGGGGGAGAUCGGGUAAUGUUAUAUGUACACGAGCACAAAACACCACAUCUGUAAUUUUUCUCCCGUCAGAAUCUGCCAUUUCAGUAAUUUUUACAUGGCAGGAGAGUAACAUUUCCAACCACAAUAACCUACUGUUUUUUUGGUAACUCCAAGGUCCUCUGAUCAUACUAGUCCUGUGCGAAUCGACAUUCCUGUGUUUUGAUAGAAAUGUCUGCGUUUGACAGGUGCUGCUCGCGGUUUGCACAAAACAAUAACUGAUUCGAUACAUUUAACAAAGUGCUGCCUAUAGGCUACAUGUAGGUCAUUCAUAUAUAGUUUAUCAACUUUUACAGUGAAAGCUUUGUUUAUGUUUUGUGCGUAUGAAUGUUAUAUUACGAAAUGCAUCAGUAAAAAAUAUUGAGCCUAUUUAAUGCAACCCUUGCUUUUAAUAGAUCGCAAAGCAGCAGCAUACAACUGACCUAAAUGUUUGGAAAUGAUAAAUUAACUUUCUCAUCCAUAGCCUUAAAAUGCAUCUCAAGUGCAAUUGCACUGUCUAGCUGACAUCUGAAGGCUGGGGGCAUUUAGGACGUACUGUGGAUCGCUAAAAUAUCCUAAUGAUUAUGAUCACACUUCCUCAAUUCAAAUAUUAUGGCGACACUAUAGGAGAGAUGGUUUGGUAUGGUUUAGAAACGUGUGAAUCAAACUCGAGUUAUCAGUGUGGCCUUAUCACCUGGACAUGUUGAAAUACUGUAUCUUCACGCCUAGAAUAAAAACCUCCAGGCUUGCGUCAUAACUGUCAAUUUAUUGGGAAAAAAUAAAGAAUUUCAGGGGGCAGUAUGGAAAAAAAACUAACCCCGUCCGAAACAUCCUCUGGAAUAACUGACAUUCUGGAGUAAUAAUUACAUAAACAACGUUCUCUAGUAAUACUAGUCCCGUGCGAAUAGGUAUUUGGUCACGUGCUUGCGAUGCAUACAUGUGUCACGUAAAGAGAGCAAGGGUUGAGGGAAUAGGGAAUGUUUUUCCUAAACAAAUGAGAGAUUUCGGUACCAGAACUUUUCAGUCAGAAAUGGCUGUAAUUAUGUUGUCGCUUCAGCAACACGGACAGCGCGAUAAACACUUUGAUGUUCUGUGGUGGUCGCUGCAGCAGGGAGGAGAGAGUCAACGCGUGCUAGUCACAGUCAGUCGCUGUCUUUUUUUUCUUAACACGUACAUGAAGUCUGAGCCCGGCCCAGCACAAUCAAAUAAAUUGCUGGUCAGACUCCCUAUAGUUGUCUCUUAAUUAUUUAAUCAAACCGUGUGCUUAAAGGAUCAGACAAACUCCGUGAAUAUAGUUGAUGUGAUUUAAAACACAUAGGAUGUGUCAAAAUGGAAAAAUACACGUUUAAAAAUGUCAGUCAAUCGAUUGGUCGAAAGAACAGACAACUCUUGGUCGACCAAUAUUUUUUUUUAACUCGGGGACAGCCCUACAACACACUCCCUAACCAUCUGUCUUGUUGUCUCUGUCUCUUUCUCAUUAUCCAGGAGGGCAGGUCUGAGCACUGGCCUCACUCUGCAGGGAUCAGUCCAUCCAGAGCUGUCUCACAGUGGAGAUCUGGUGAGAGAGAUUCAAAGCUUGCAUUGACCUCCGUGGCUGUAUGUAUCCAUCCAUGCCAUAAUGUGUCACUAAGUCUAAGACGGUAUAAGACUCCCAGAUGAUUGACGUCUGUAUUUCUUCCAGGCUGUUAACGCUAUAGAGCACUUUGGAGUCACCGUUGAGGAUAUGCUGCUCAAACACGGCAAGAACAUCCUCCGUGAGUAUUUAUAAUACAUCUACAGUACAUAAGAAUAUUAAACUAAAUGUGAAAACCUGAUUUAAGGAUACCCAACUAGCACAUUUGGUUCCUUGGAAGUUGUGGGAACGUAGGUUUUUGUUUUCCCAUUGGUUCUGGGAACGAAGCCAUACAUUUUUGUAAAAGCUCUGAGAAUGGAAGUUAACAUUUUGCCUGUUCUGGGAAUGUAAAUUUUUAGGUUGCUGGGAGGUUCUGAGAAUGUUUUACUAUGGUUCUCUCAAAGUUUUCAUUAACGUUCUGAGAAUGAACAUUAUAGGUUAUUUGAAGGUAAUUAAAUAACAUUCUGAGAACAUGUUUCAAGAAGACUUCAACUAACCUAGCAGUGAUAUUAACUGUUUUGAUCUACAAGCACAGAUGGGACACAUGGAAAAUAAUUUGCUUAGGUAUUAAUCAUGCAAACACGUUUUAUUGUGGCACGGCGUCAGUGAGAUUUGAACCUAUGAUCUUCUGUUCUCUAUACAUGGGAUUAUGGAGGUAGCAUGUCACGUUUUUUUUUACUGAUACAAAGCUGUUCAUUUUAGUCUAUUCAAACAGACCCCAUUUCAAAGGAAACAAGCACUCAUUUUGAUCCGGUGUGGCCAAUUAGUGGGCACGGCCAACACACCUGAACACACUUAACAAGUGAGAGGAUAGAGAAAGGUUUUGUUGAAGCUCUGAACGGAAUGUAUGUUUUUAAAAUAAUUCUUAGAACGUUCUUUGAAUGUUCUGAGAACUUGAGUUUAAAAUGAACCAUGAGGAAACAUGCUGAAAACGUUAUGCUGAAGUACUGAAAUUCCAACAGAAGAACGUUGUUUCUGAACGUUGUGAGAACAUGACUGAAUAGAACCAUGAGGAAACUUCCAAAAAUGUUAUGCUAAAGUACAAAAAUUCCCACCUAAGAAACAUAUGGUUCUCAGAAUGUUAUGUGCUAGCCGGGUAUCCUGCACCAUUCAGAGAACGUUGUGGGAAGGUUGUAUGCAAAAUGACCAUAGGAUAACAUGCUCUGACCAAGCUCUAAGAAACAUAGUGUUUAAUGGCCAAUAUUAUAUGGCUGUAUUCUGAUGUUAUGUCUCCUCUCCAUUACAGAUGAGCAGUUUGUGCUGAAGAGAGUGGCAGACAGUGCCAUUGACCUGUAUGCUAUGGUUGUUGUCCUGUCCAGGUAA